Messenger RNA from Drosophila miranda, 2521 nucleotides. RefSeq lists its product as uncharacterized. The record is from RefSeq and is a predicted model, not a curated record. NCBI's taxonomy places the organism in Eukaryota, Metazoa, Arthropoda, Insecta, Diptera, Drosophilidae. The transcript is spliced from 2 exons. The coding region runs from base 1644 to 2429 and encodes 261 amino acids.
CAAAUAAAUGUUACUCGUUGCCAUCAAGCAACUUAAACUACUACAUGUAUAUCGAUAGAUGGUGAAUUUCCAGCCACGAAUGAACGGGCAUAUUUUCGGCUACCACGAGGUGCCGCCAUAAUUUGAGCUUCACUUUUACUGUCGAGAGGUUAAAGCAGGAGGACAUACUGCGGUAAGAUUAUUUGGCAACAUUGUGCUAGGUUAUGACCGAUGUAUUUAUAGAAUAAAACAGAACCAGUGCCAGUACCGGCAAUCAGCCAGCAUAACUGCUAGCGCGGAUUUAAUUGGUGCUAUUAAAGGCAACUCCGCGGGACCAUCGACAUGAUCUUUUAUUCGCAGUCCUAGGCAAGGAACUGCAAGGGCAAUUUGUGCUGGAGUACAGGCAGUCAGCCACCUCCAGUCAGAGAAUUGCCAGGGACGCAGGCAGCGUCGAUUUGAGCUGGGCUGCAGGCAGCGGACAGGAACGCGGACAGCGUGUAUAUUUGGACUGGGCCGCAGGCAGCGACCAAAAGCAGACGCAGGCAGCGUCGACUAGCUGGAACUUCUAGGGAAUAGAAGGAUGCAACAUUCCCCUAGAAGAAGUAACCGAAUAAUGGAGGGGCAAGCCACCCCCACAACAACGAGUGCGCCUUCGCAAUCUGGAAGUAGUAGUGCAGAAAACAGGCCGCCGAAGUCGAAAGUAAUAGUUACGUCGGCGCCGCUGAUUCCUAGCCAAGCCACCACAGCCUCCUUGGUAGCUUCCCAGGAAGGAACUGGAAAGGGCAAGAGCCCAGAACUAUGUGAGUACGCCCAUCGAUACCGUAAUACCUAACGGGGUCGGGGCGAGCAGUGCGGCGUCACAGCUGACGCCAUCUUGGAGUGGUCCGUUAUUGUCUGUAAGCUAACGGGGUCGGAGUGAGCAGUACAGCAUGCUCGCAGCCGCCAUCUUAUAGCGGACCACCGCUGCUUGCGAGUAGCAGCUAUUUUACGCCAUUUUGCGCAACCAGCACAGCGCAGACAGCGCAUGGAGUGAUGGCGCCGGCUGUAGGCAUUUACAACGACACGACGCCGACGCCGCUAGCUGGAUCCUACGCCUGGACGACACCAAAUGGAAGCAGUGGAAACUAUAUGCCCCGCAAGCUUCCCGAUCUGCCAGUAUUUGGAGGUCAGCCUGAGGAUUAGCCGAUCUUCCUUUGUGCAUAUACUGAGACAACGCAAGCGUACAACUGUACAGACCUGGAGAACAACCAACGCUUGUUGAAGGCACUGAAGGAUGAAGCCCGCGAGACCGUCAAGUCUCUCCUAAUUCAUCCAAGCAACGUAAGCACUGUUGUGGAGCAGCUGCGUUUCAUAUAUGGCCGACCGGAGCAGCUUAUACGCAGCCAGCUGAGUGGAAUACGAGAGGUGCCCAAUAUUUCGGAGCACAAUCUGGCGAAGAUUAUUCCCUUUGCAACCCGAGGAAGGAACCAAAGCGUCGAUUGCUACAUGCUAGCAUCGACCAAGACCGAGGCGAGCAGCAAGACAGCCGUCUCAGAGGUUGUCCAAUCUGUGGAGGGCAACAUGCAGUUAAAGGCUGCGGAGACUUCAAUGGAGCUUCUCCACCAGACAGGUGGAGGUACGUGAGGAGGCAUCGACUAUGCUUUUCAUCCCUACAAAGUGGUCACAUGACUAGAUCCUGCAAUUCGCAUGGUGAGUGUCAAGUGAAUGGAUGCAGAAAGAGGCAUCACCGUCUGCUACAUUGUGUGGAAAACGAACGUAGAAGGUCGCCGCAACGAGGCGGUGAGGAAAGCUACAGCCAGCGAAACCAGCAGACAGCAGUUUCUAGACGUAGCCUGGACAGAAGGGCUCCGCAGGCGGAUGCCCCCGCACAGAGGAUAUUAAAUUGUGUCGACGCAGAAAGAGGCCGCCUACUGUUUCGUAUACUGCCUGUAAGGCUGUACGGAGCAAACCGACGGGUGGAUACAUACGCACUCUUGGAUGAAGGAUCAUCUGUUACGAUGAUCGACGACGUGCAAGGUGAGCAUCGACAUCUGAAUAUUCAGUGGUUUGAAGGUAGAUCCUCCAGGGAGCUUACCAGCUUGGUAAGCCUGCAAAUCAGUGGAGCAGGCAAGCCAAUCCGCCAUGCGUUGCGAAACGUGUAUUCCGUUUCGAACCUGAGCCUGCCGAUGCAGACUUUACGCCGACGAGAUGUUCAAGGCGUGGAUAAGGAUGCCAGCCUACCAAUGAGGCCCUACAGCAGCGCAGUGCUGAAGAUACUCAUUGGACUGGAUCACGGACACCUAGGAUUUCCACUUAGAUCGAGACGGUUUGCCAGACAGAGACCGUAUGCGGCUGCAACCGAGCUGGGCUGGGUUGUCUUUGGGCCGGUAAGUGGGAAAUCAAACAUGCCUUCACCACGGUCUUGCCUCCUAGCUGUGUCACUGGAGGACACUAUUCAGAGGAUGGUGUAAGACUAUUUCGAUGUCGAGAACUUCGGCGUGAAGCUAUAAUGUUACGGCUACGGGCUGGUUAAAUCUUGUUGGCAAUGCAGCCUCAGCAGGAA